AUUGACAAAGUUGUAAUGGAAACGCUGCCACUGUCGUCCUAUAAAAAGCUGCAGACUCCAUUCUUUAUCAAUCUCCUCCACCUCCCACCUGAGCUGCUGUCUGAAGAAAUGCACCGCUCCCAACCAAAAACAACCAAUCAGCGCCAGGAGGAGGGUCUUAAUGCUCUUAAUCACGCUGGUGAACGAGCCCCGAAAUGUGCUAAUGGUGGAGAAACAACUUACCAUUACAGUAUGUUCAAAGGGUUCGGGACGUGGCUGGGUUUGGAGAAGACAUCAGAGGAGAAGGAAAGCCUCAGUGUGGAGCAGGAAGAGAAGGUGGUUGAAGCCCAAAACGAGGUAAACAAACAGCAAGCAGCUGAGCAGGAUGAUGGGGCAACGGAGACGAAAGAAGAAACCCCUGAUCACAGCAAAGGACUCGGUGAGUUCAUCUUCAGUUUCGCCUCCAGUGCCACCAAGAAGUUGUCAGAGUCUGUGGUGGGAACCGCUCAGACCAUCAAGAAGACGGUGGAAGAAGGGAAGAUCGAUGGCAUCAUAGAUAAGACUAUUCUGGGAGAUUUCCAUAAGGAGCAAGAGAGGUUUGUCCAAGAGAAGAAGGCCAAAAAGUCAGAAGCAGCAGUGCCUCCCUGGGUGGGCUACAAUGAGGAGGAGAUCAUCCAGCAGCAGAUCCUGGCUCUCUCCGCUGACAAGCGGAACUUCCUGCGGGAUCCUCCUGCUGGUGUCCAGUUCCACUUCGACAUGGAGCACAUGUACCCUCUGGCGGCCGUCAUGCUGGAGGAAGACCAGCUUCUCAACCGCAUGCGCUUCGACCUAGUUCCUAAACAGGUGAAGGAGGACGUGUUUUGGAGGAAUUAUUUCUACAGGGUGUCUCUGAUCAAGCAGUCGGCUCAGCUCACGGCGCUGGCAGCCCACCAGCAGCAGCAGCAGCAGCAGCAGAACGGCGGGGAGGGCGGGGACAGUGUUUCACCUGACGACAUCGUCUUAAAAGAGGUUAGACCAAAAACUCCACCAGUUUCCAUCAGCGACAUACAGAAGGCACCCCAUGAGGAGGAGGAAGAGAUUUCAACAAGUCCCGGAGUCUCGGAGUUUGUGAGCGACGCUUUCGACUCGACGGCGAUCAACCACGAGGACCUGAGGAAAGAGAUGGAGCAGCUGGUGCUGGACAAGAAGGACAGCGCCUCGUCCCCAGACGAUGAGGCAGCAGACUGGGAAGAAGAGCUGCAGCAACAACUCCAGGAGUACGAGGUGGUGACCGAGUCAGACAACAAGGACGACCAGUGGGAACAGGAGAUCGAGAAGAUGCUCCAGUCCGAGGACAGCUAGGGAACGACGGCGCAUCAAACCGCGGCUCCGAAUCAGCCACCAGUGAUGCACGAGGGCCGACUCGCCCAAAUCUUUCUUUCCUGACGCAGUAAAGUUGAUCCAGCUGUAGUAAAAGUGCAUCAGUUGGAGGCAGGGCGGGUAUAUUAAUGAAGUAGUACUUUCUUAAUUAGUUUGAUCUUCUCCUUUAUCUCCAGCCUCUGUCUUUUGACUUGCACGUCCUCUAGAGGGAGCUCUGGGACAACUUACACCAGUUUUGCACAAUAGGAGGCAUUUCCUGCUUGGUUGGACAACUGUGUGUUGCAUAGUGAGGAAGGUUAAAUGUAAAAUUAAGCGGCAUGUAAAUAAAGACAGCUGUAACACUAUACUGGAAGUUAGAUUUCCUUCAUUAUGAAAUAUUUUAUUUCUUCUUACUUUGUGUACAAUGUUUCUCUAUAGCUGGAAAACUGUACUUUUACUAUGAUUUUCUUACUUCCUUUGGAUUCUUUAAUAAAUGGUAAUGUUAUUUCAGACCAGACUGCAUCACAUCUAUGGUGGAGAAAUUAUGGAAUGAAUAAUGUUGGAGGUAGAUGUAAGCUAUAGUGUCACUGCAGCAUGAACACGACAAGACGUUUUGCCACCAUUGCAAAAAAGGUUUUUUUUAAGUGACUUAACAUCAAGUUGUCUUUAAUUGUGAAGUGGAAAACAAUACAUGACUUUCAAACAUUUUCUAUAAAUAAGAUCAAAGAUUGGGGCUUGCAUUUGUAUUUGGCUCCAGCAGCAACGUUUUGUAGAAGCUCCUUCUGCUGUUACAACUGCUAAAUGUUUCAGAGUAUGGACACAUGUACAGACUGAAAUGCAGUGAGGGGCACUCCUCCUCUGAUCUACUAAUAGUGGAGAUAAUUAGUUUUUGGGUUUUUUUGCUUGGCGCUUUAGCGAUUGUGCAAACUUUGAAAACAGUUAGUGCCCUUAGCUUCCCCUAAAUAUUUUUUUUCUAGAUAAAUCUUGACGCGCUGAUUGACUCGGCCAAUUUGUAAACUUUCAGCUGAAUAAAGUUUGACAUUUGUGGUGAA
This is a messenger RNA of Gambusia affinis (western mosquitofish), 2369 nucleotides long. It is a transcript of the gene syap1, whose product is annotated as synapse associated protein 1. Bases 16 to 1320 code for a protein of 434 amino acids. NCBI's taxonomy places the organism in Eukaryota, Metazoa, Chordata, Actinopteri, Cyprinodontiformes, Poeciliidae. Gene Ontology annotation, cellular component: synapse; cytoplasm. The record is from RefSeq and is a predicted model, not a curated record. The transcript has 11 exons.